AUGUUUAUCCAGUAUACGUGUGCUAUUUGUAAAACGCGGAGUUCUGAGACGUUUUCUAAAUUAGCGUACACUAAAGGCGUGGUGAUAGUCACUUGUCAAACUUGUCAAAAUAAUCACCUUAUUGCUGAUAAUCUAGGCUGGUUUGACAAAGAUAAUCCCAAGAAUAUUGAAGAUAUUUUAGCAGGAAAAGGUGAGAAAGUGAGAAGAAUUGAAAGUGUUAUUAAUAAAGAUAAUGUAGAAAUGGUUCCUGAUACUGAAAAUGAGACGUAA
Molecule: messenger RNA, 270 nt
Organism: Lottia gigantea (owl limpet)
Lineage: Eukaryota; Metazoa; Mollusca; Gastropoda; Lottiidae
Exons: 2
Coding region: 1-270 (89 amino acids)
Biological process (GO): protein import into mitochondrial matrix; protein stabilization; protein folding
Cellular component (GO): mitochondrion
Molecular function (GO): zinc ion binding; protein-folding chaperone binding
Source: RefSeq, a predicted model, not a curated record